Messenger RNA from Myiozetetes cayanensis, 3006 nucleotides. It is a transcript of the gene TNFRSF8, whose product is annotated as TNF receptor superfamily member 8. The record is from RefSeq and is a predicted model, not a curated record. Lineage: Eukaryota; Metazoa; Chordata; Aves; Passeriformes; Tyrannidae. The coding region runs from base 134 to 1582 and encodes 482 amino acids. Gene Ontology annotation, molecular function: protein binding. The transcript has 11 exons.
AUGGCCCUGGACUGAGCGAACAGGCACGGAGCGAGGCUGGGCUGGAGCCUGGAGGGGUCUCAGGAUCCAGAAGGAGCACCCCGGCCGUGCCACCUGCGAUGCUGGGAGCCAGGGACAUCUGAACCCACCUCAGAUGGCUGCCUGCAGCCUGGCACCGGCACUGUGGCUCCUGCUGCUUCUCCAGGACAUCCAGACAUCCCUGCAGAUAUCAUUAACCUGUGACACACGUGGGAAUUGGUUCUAUGAUGAAACUUCACGAAGCUGCUGUUACCAGUGUCCCUCAGGCUCUGUUAACAAGAAACCUUGUCCUCAGGACCCAUCUGCAGACUGCAUGAGGUGUGGGCCUGGGCAAUAUGUCAACACAGAAGCCCUGAGGCCACGAUGUGAUGCCUGUGUCUUAUGCAGAAAAGAGUCGGACCUCGUGGAGAAGGAGCCCUGCUCCUUCACCUCCGGCCGCGUGUGCGAGUGCAGGCCAGGCCUGUUCUGCCGGUUGUCCAGCCCCUACACCUGCCUGCGGUGCCAGCCCCACACCCCCUGCCAGCCCGGCUUCGGGGUCCAAGUCAGAGGCAACUCAACACAUGAUGUCACUUGUGGGGAGUGCCCUGCUGGGACCUUCUCUGACCAAAGCUCCAGCACUGACAUCUGCAGGCCCCACACGGACUGUGCCAAGUUAAACAAGGUGGCACUGAGCGAAGGAAAUGCCACGCACGAUCAGGUUUGCCUGGACCAGUCGCCCACCUACCUCACCCAAAGCACUUUGCCCACGAGAUUCAGCAAUGAAACAAAUCACUCUGACCUGAGGAGGCUUGAGGAGAGCCUGGUGACCACUGCUAGUGGAGAUCUUCGAAGUGCCACGACGACUGAAAACCCCAGUUCAACUCCUGAGGAGAAAGCUCUGGCUAGCACUUUUCCCACCUCAGCCAAGGGGGAGAUGACAAUGGGAGGUGUGGUGCUCUGGGCAGUGGUGCUCUGUGUGAUUGUGCUCCUCGGGGCCGUGCUGUUCUUCUGGAAAUGGAAGGUUUGCAAGAAGCGGAUCCUCGUCCUCAAAGGAAAGCCCCAUCUGCAUUCUGUCAUCGCACACAAAUACGGCCUCAAAUCGCCAGGUCCUGACCUAGGGGACAGAUGUGCAAAGAUCCUCCUGAGCCCUGAGAGUGGGCCAGAAGAGAAGGAGUUAAUUGACAGAACCCUCCCUUUGGAAACCAACAAUAACUUGGUCUCCAGCACAGAAAAAGCACAGAGUCCCCAUCGGGGUGUGGCUGAGGUGACACCCAGCAGUGGGAAUGGCCCAGAUUGUCCUGUGGAUUCUCGAGUCAGAGACCACACAAACAAUAGAAUUGAAAAGCUCUACAUCAUGAAGGCCGACACUGUUAUCGUGGGCUCCAUUGCAGAAGUGCCCGGUGGCAAGAACUGCCCUGCCAGAGGAUGUGACAGUAACACUGACACCCAGGAAACCAUGGAAGAGGAACUGGCAAUGCACUACCCAGAGCAGGAAACAGAGUCCUUUCCAGGGAAUGAUGUCAUGGUUCCUGUGGAAGAGGAGGGAAAGGAGUUUCACCACCCCACCACUGCCACAGAGAAAUGACAAGCCGUGCAGAUGAGGAGCUGCAGGGACAUCCAGCGCUACACUAAGUCUGAUUCUGUGACGAGGGAGGUAAACACACAGUGCCUUGGGUCAUUGGUAAACCCCUGGAAAACACCAAAAACACACUCAAACAAGGAGAGCUAGAACCCCUUUCAUUUACCAAAUGACAGGAUCAUCCAAAUCGUUGGCCUUCACAGCUGACAUCAAAUAUUCCUCUUUCCCCUCUCUCUCCCCAUGUUAUGCUGGAAACAAAUCUGAAUCAAAGCUACACAAUUUACAAGACAUCUGGAUAUCAGCUGAAGUUUCACAGCUUGCUUUCUCUGCAUGAAGGAAUGGAUUGAAAUCUAUGUCUGGUUACUUCUGUUAGCUGGGAAAAUUCUGGCCAGGAUUCCGAGUCAAGCUUGAGAUUCAGCCAUGGAAGUUGUUGAUUAGGUUGUUUCACUUUCAGUACUUCCAGUUUUGUCACAUAUUUUGCAACAUCUGGCGUUUUCUUAAGGCCUCAACUCUUGACUGAAAGUGAUGACAGCUUCAGUUUUCCCUAGCACAACCAACUCUCAGGAUUGUGGACUUGUUUCUUGAGGCAAUGGGAUCAAAAGGUGCCACAGAGGCUCUGAAAACAGAAGGCAAAUAAAACUAAUUGAAGUCCACUGCACUUCAGGGCAUUCUUUCUAGGUUUUGAAGUCUGAUUCAUGUUUUUUGACUACUUCAAAUCACCACUAAGUGUAUGAAAUGGCCUCUUCUGAUGGAAACUGGUUAUUGGAUGAACUAUGGGCUUAAUCCAGUGAGGAGCCUGCAAAAAGGGAAGCGAAGAAAAGAAACUAUUUUUCUGCAGAAAGAAAAGACUGAAAAAGAGGCACAGCAAUUAUUUCCUAUAAAAUUAUUAAUAUCUACUUGGUUUAAAAUUGCUCAUCAUCAUCAGGGUGAUGGUGGUUUGCAUAUGCUUUAAAAACAAAGCUGUUUUGUGGUCGACUGGCUUGUGUUAUGCUAUUUUUCAGUCUUUCUUGCUGCUUGUUCAGUAACUGUAAAUGUAAUAGUGCUGCCUACACUUUUGCAGAGGACAAUGGAAAAUGAGCAAGAUGACAAAGUGUCUCUUAAUAGUCAAAAAAAAAGGAACCACAAAAACCAUUGCUUGCUUUGUAGUUUUGCCCUGGGUGAAGUACUGUAAAAACAGCUGUGCAGCUGCAGUGACUUAUCUUAGAAUACACAGAAGGAACAUAAGGGCAUAAAAACACCUUCUUGGGCCAGUCUAGGAGUGUGAGCCCAACAUUUUAUCUCUGGCAGUUGCAGUCAGGGGUGUCAGUUAGGAAGAGCACAUCAGCCUGGCUAAUAUCUGCUGUCUGCACUCCUCACCGUUCUGCAGCAGCAGCUGGGAUUGGAUCAGGAUGUCCAGGGGUUUUUCUGAGCCCUUACUCUUUGUUCAUAUU